UGACUUUGAGUUCGAUAAUCCGCAUUCUCCGAAGUCUGAGAUCCAUACUGUUUGCUUCGUUUAUAGUGUGCAGCGAUCACCCAUUAUCUGCGUUUUUGUCGAGAUUUUUCAUAGUUUUGAUUUCUGAGCUGGAAGAUACAUCUGGUAUAUGCGUCAGUGCCGCAGAAUCUUCCAACCAGUGUGGAUGUCAUUCUCAAAACUGCAGCUGCAGAUUUGCUGAGACAUCAACUUGUGACUUACCUAUCAUUUCCAGCACUUCUUUUUUCAAUGCGAAAUCUUCACCUCUUAAUCCGCGGGAAGACACGGAGAUUUUGGGUGUUUUUUCAGUGUUAAUUGUUAGGGUGUUUCAGUAUAUUGCACAUCUGUCGUUCGAACUAUGAAGUGAUCAAAGUUUCCUUCUUGCAUGUUUUCUUGUUGUAUAAUGACAAUGUAAUGUUCCUUGGCUGGAGUAAAUUUUUUGAAUGUUACUUGAAAAUAUUCGGUAUCGUUAACUUAAUGGUGAUUUAUCAAUGAUCUGACGGGCUAUCUAUACAAACAGUGGUUCACUGGCUUGAACCUUGUUGUUGAUCUUGAUUCCGAUGUUAUGAUUGUUAUCCUCGUUUCUGUGGACUGCUAAGCAUCAAGAAUGACUUCCUUUUUUUCCAACCCCGUAGUUAAAAAAUUGAUUACAUUUAAAAAGACUAGCCCGACAGCUUCAGAAGCGGAGGAGAAGUGGACGGAAAAAGCUGUGAAGGGUCUGACGAAGAAGCUCAAAGGCAAAGGCUCCUCGAGCCUGGAAGACUUGGAAAAAGCUCUUGCGUCGCAAGAUAAGCACAGUCCAUGCGUCAUUAUCCCUCGCAAUUUGGAUGGGAGAUUGCAAGUUAGCCAGCGCAAAGGACUGCCUCAUGUUAUUUAUUGUCGAAUUUGGCGUUGGCCAGAUCUUACUAAUCACCAUCAACUGAGGUCUGCCGACACUUGUUCAAACGGCUUUAAUGCUAAGAAAGAUGUUAUUUGUGUUAAUCCAUAUCAUUACGAUCGCAUUAUAGCGCCAGCUGAUGUGCCGCCAGUACUGGUGCCAAGAAACCACGGAGAAACUCUUCCUCCUCACUCUGAUGUACCACUACCGGAUGACUUAUCGGCCAGUGGUGUUCCAGCUAAUGCCGAUCUUCCCAUGGAUUUAAACGAGCUUUUCUCUUUUUCCGAAGUGGGCUCUCCUACGUUUUCGGACGAUAAUGAAAUGUUGGACACGUCUGACGAAUUGACUGUGGACGUUGAGUCAUCAUUCUCAGACGAUAUUAACAGCGUGGCUUCUCCUGUGAGUAACGGGGAUACCAAUGGCCAUACCACUAUGACUCCCAACAUAGAUCUUGCGGACGUGGAACCGGUCAGUUAUGCUGAACCGGCGUUUUGGUGCUCUGUAAGUUAUUACGAGUUAAGCUCGCGAGUGGGAGAGACCUUUCAUGCAUCCCAACCUUCGUUGACCAUUGAUGGCUUUACUGACCCGUCGAAUUCGGAGCGGUUUUGUCUGGGUUUGUUGUCCAACAUCAAUCGGAAUCCCGUAGUGGAAAAUACUCGACGGCAUAUUGGCAAAGGAUUACGGCUGUAUUACAUUGGAGGAGAUGUGUAUGCGGAAUGUCUUAGCGCUAGCGCGGCAUUUGUGCAGAGUCCGAACUGCAAUCAGCGUUAUGGAUGGCAGCCAGCUACAGUAUGUAAAAUUCCUCCAGGGUGCAAUUUGAAAAUCUUCAACAAUCAGGAAUUCGCGGCUAUGCUAGCUCAAUCGGUCACUCAGGGCUUCGAAGCGGUGUACCAGCUGACAAAGAUGUGUACGAUCCGAAUGAGCUUCGUUAAAGGAUGGGGAACGGAUUACCGGCGUCAGACGGUCACAUCUACACCAUGUUGGAUUGAGAUCUACCUCAAUGGACCCCUGCAGUGGUUGGACAAAGUUCUUACACAGAUGGGAUCACCCAGAGUUCCUUGCUCCAGCAUUUCGUAACCAUGAUUAUUUCUUCCGUUUUUCGCGAUUUUGAAACAAGGCAUUUCGUACGCACUCAACAGUGGAAAGGCAUUUACUUGCGCAGCUUGCCUUAAUGUUGUAGGAGAUGCUUCUAUUGAAUGUUGUUUUCAUGACUGCGUUUUUCUUGUUUGGGCAUUGCUAUACCUCGCUUGUAGCUAAGUGUAUAUGAUUUGUGUUCUACAACACGAUGCACGUCUUCGCCGCGCAUAAGCAGGCGCAGAUAUCUUUAUUCUCUUGGUGCAGUGCCGGUUGUUUUGUGCUCGCUUUUAAGAUUUUCGCUUUUAAGAGUGAACUUGUGAAUUCUUAUCUUGUCAAUGUAGUUUUACCCCAAAUUUUGUUGUUUAUACGUAGCUGGUUUGUGUACGUUAUGACAUGGGUGUCGUUUUUUGGCAAACUUUGGUAAUGAUUGUUUUGUUGGUUGUUUCUGUUGUUUUGUUUAUUUUAACUGCAUAGAUGCUGAACACUUAGAUCUGAAAAUAAAAAAAGUU
Molecule: messenger RNA, 2481 nt
Organism: Paramacrobiotus metropolitanus
Lineage: Eukaryota; Metazoa; Tardigrada; Eutardigrada; Parachela; Macrobiotidae
Product: mothers against decapentaplegic homolog 3-like
Exons: 7
Coding region: 626-1972 (448 amino acids)
Biological process (GO): BMP signaling pathway; regulation of transcription by RNA polymerase II; SMAD protein signal transduction
Cellular component (GO): heteromeric SMAD protein complex
Molecular function (GO): I-SMAD binding; RNA polymerase II cis-regulatory region sequence-specific DNA binding; DNA-binding transcription factor activity, RNA polymerase II-specific
Source: RefSeq, a predicted model, not a curated record